GACGUUGAAACACUUCCUGGUUGACACAGAGCCGCGUGUGGGGGUAACGCUUACCCUUUAUUUGUUUUGAUGCAGCUUCAAGUUGUUUAACGACGUGAACGAGAUGUUAAGUUAACAUUUACCAUCACUUAUGAAUUAUUUAUUUCUCUUACAAACACAUUUCGGGCAUAUAUUCGUUAAAAGCUUUGAACGGAUGUAAUCUCGCACUUGUUGUUUUUGCGAAUGAAGACAUCCGCUUCCUCACCCAUUUGCUGAUAAAAAUCUACACAAUGACAGGAUUGAAUAAUUCAAGACCUUGGAUUAAAUUUGACACCGACGAGUCCUGCAACUUUUUAUUGCAAACAUCACCUCCAAAGUAUGUAGAGAAAGUAUCGCGAUAUCUCGCUUCCUCUAAUGGACAGAACGGACAGAAUACAGUAUCUUGCAAUCCUACAGAAGCAGACAGUGACUCAGGGGACAGCCUGUUUAUAACUCAGAAACCAGCACCUCUGCCUGUGAGGUCCAGUACAACCCGCUACAACCGGGGAUCGUACCCCACACCUCCCACAGAUCUAGCAGAAAGUGAAGAUGACUUCAGAUCAUCAGCCUCCCAUGGCGUAUCCAAAACUGACAAGAUAAAGAAGAAAUACAAACUUCCAGCGUACAGUUUCCCUUUCCUGGCAGGGAGGAAGUCCAAACGAAGGAGCAAACACACUCAAAUCCUUCACAACAAAAUCCUUCAUAACUCUGCAAUGGGAGGCUUCUUUAAAUGUGUCCAAAAGAUGUGGCAUGGAUAUGAAAGUAGAGAUGCUGUGGACUCGUCUUUACCAACAGUUGACAUGGAAACGGAUCCCAUAUCUCCGCUGUCAGAAGAAGAAGAAGGGUCAGAUAACGAGGACAUCAAAGUGGUGGAAAGAAACGUUUUUGCAGUGCCUUUAAAGAGAAAGAGCCAACAAACCUGUUGUAAGCAGUUAACACAGAAAAAGCAGAGGAAAGCUACCAACACCAGACAAGAAACCUCACAAGGAGAACAAUGUAAGACUUCACAGUUACCAGCAAAGGCGACUUUAUCAAGGAGCACAUCAGAGUUGGUGGACACAAUGAGCUGUGACGCUGAAGAGUCUGCUUGUCGAGUUAAAGCUAAGAAAGAUGAACUGGCACCUGGAGCUGACAACUGUCUGAACCAAGCUGUAGCACGUAAGACAAAGGGACUCCUUGUCAGAGAAAAAAAGAAGAAAAACGCAAGAGAGGGAAAGACUUGGCGCGAGAGUGAGGUGGAUAACCCGCAGAAAAGUCAACUGCAACACCAAGAGGACGGCAAAGAGGCAGCAGCGACUGUAACGGAACCGCAAACUGAAGUUUUACACAUCGACGAUCUGCCUCAGACGGCACAGUUUAAGACACUCCACAGUCCAGCAGGUCAUACGAGUGACACUCACACUGACUUGUUGUGUGAGGAAACCAUCGUAAAGAAGAGAAAAAAGAAGAAGAAAGACAAAGACCGGAGCCGGAGUCAGGAGGAGGUGCAGGGUAUGAAUGUGACGGAGGGGCCAUUAAAUGAAGAUAGCAUGUUGAGACAAGAAGAGGGAGACACUUCUGAUUUGAAAGAAAAGAAGAGAAAAAAGAGAGAGGCAGCUGCAGAAAAUGUCAAUAACUUAGAAUUUGAUUUGAGAGUGGAGGACUCGGUCUCAUCGUUGAGUACAGAACAUGGUGGGAAGAAGAAGAAGAAGAAAAGUAAAAGACGUGAGAAUGAAGAGGAGCAGCAACAGUCCAGUGCUGUGUCUGAACCUUUGAAUGACAAUGCCGAGAUACAGAAGAAACAUAAGAAAAGGAGAAAAGAAGAGGGGAUCGUGGUUGCAGAGGAAGGGAAUUGUUUAGCAGCUUCUGAGCAAACUUUAGAAUCCAGUUUUGUCAAAAGAAAGAAGCAUAAAAAGAAGAAACACUCGUCCUCCAAGGAGGCUUCUCAACACGGUAGAAGUAGCCCGGUAGAGUGUGUAGAUGGGAGCUCUGUUAAUGAUGCUGUGGAGACUGUGGAGACGUCACCGAAAAAGACGAAGAAGAAGAAGAAGAAAACUUUAAUUGAGGGGGUGGAUAACUCUUUUGAUUCUGAAGAAAAUAAAAAGUUUUUAAACGAAGAUGACAUUCUGAAAACAGUGGAGGGCCUUGCAGACCAAAAUGCUGAAGUGAGAGUUAGGAAAAAGAAGAAGAAAAAGAGGUCUGAAGACAAUAUGGUACAAAGCGGUGAUUCAAUGUCUGUGCAGGAAAAGUCCUCAUCCGUCCUCUGUGCUGAUCCAGAGUCUUCACCGUCUUUAAAGGCUUAUGUCUGGGGUGCAGAAAAACCUGGUGUCAGCGCUGGAAAUCUAGAGGCGGAAUCAGAAGAAGUCUCCGGAAAUUUGGAAAUAUCAAACAAUGAGGACAGGGAAAGGAAAGAGGAAAAUGUUGAAAGUGCAGAAUGGUGUGGGAAAAAAAUCAUCACAAGGACCAAAAAAAAGAACCAAACACAAGGUGUCAGGGGGCCUCAUGUGGAAUCACAGACGCAGGGGGGGAAAAGGACACGCGCAGGAAACGAAGCUGAACUGAUGACUCCAGUGGAAAGUUUUGAAAGUGCUGCAGAUGCAGGUCUUUCUUCAACAGAUGGGGCUGUGGUGUUGAGAAAGAAGAGAAAGCUUGAAGAUGCAGCAUGCCGUGUGAUGCAUGAAAGUCCAACAGCUGAAACUGAAGAAACUGGAUCGACACCUUCAGAGACUCCAAUCCACAUAAGGGAGAAGAAAAAGAAGGAACGGGUAAAACACACUGACAACCUUUCCUUUGAGGUGAAUUCUUUGACAGAGUCUGCAUAUUUAGAGCCCAAAGUCGACAACAAGAAGGAAAAGGAGAGAACAACGCAAUCAGCUGAGCAUAACAUCACACCCAGCAGCCCUAUUCUAUCAGGGACUUCUUUUUUAAAACCCCAAAUGUCAUCAGACAGACUCAUGAAGCACACUAAAGUAAAGAGGAAACUGCAUAAUCCCAAUGAGGAUUUCCUUACAGACUUUUAGAUCGGGAUUACGUAAAGACUGGCAGAGCAAGUGGUGGAUUCAAACACAGAAAUGUGACGGCUGUGAGGUUUUUAAAAAAGAGCUUUUUAAUUAUGUUUUGUAUCAAAGCAUAUUUACUGACAUGCUUCACAACCUUCUGGUGUCGAGCUAAACUCUGUUAAAUAGAAAUUACCACAGGUUAUUUUUUGGUAAUAAAGGCUCCUGUAUAUGAAACUCUUGGAGGAAGAUUUUUUUAAUAGAGCUUCAAUCAAAGGAUUGUGUACAGUAUCUAUCAAUCAAAUGUUUGUGAGCCAACACUGAAUGAACUGUGAACAUUAAAUGAAGUGGAGAGUUA
Messenger RNA from Labrus mixtus (cuckoo wrasse), 3351 nucleotides. It is a transcript of the gene pho, whose product is annotated as phoenix. The transcript has 5 exons. The record is from RefSeq and is a predicted model, not a curated record. Bases 270 to 3017 code for a protein of 915 amino acids. Lineage: Eukaryota; Metazoa; Chordata; Actinopteri; Labriformes; Labridae.